AUGGAACCCACUUUAAUUCCUGAGAAUAUUCUUGAUCCAAACAUUCUUGCUGAAAUUCCUGAUGUCGAAAAAGUGCUCCAUAUUUAUGUCUUGGGUGGUUCCCCUUGGGCAACUAAACUAAGGAUUUCAACAACACUAAAAGACAGGAAGGAUCAAGACUACUAUUUGAAGACAGCAGUUGGCGAUUUAGGUCGAGCUUCUAUAAUUGGAGAAUUUGAGUCGAUGAAGGCUAUACAAAAAGUCACUCCAAAGUUUAUAGCUCCACCAAUCGCCCAAGGACCAAUGAAGGGCAAGCCAGACUGUCACUUUUACCUUGGCCAAUAUCUACCUAUCAUAGAUGAAUUGGUAGAGCCCACACAUUUCUGUGAACAGAUUGCUAUGCUCCAUAGGAAUUCUGUUUCUCCAAAUCGCAAAUACGGCUUCCACACAGUGACAUUCAAUGGUGACCUCCCACAGAAAAAUGACUAUCCUGAUAGCUGCGAAUCUUUCUUCGCAGCUGGUUUUCGCCAUAUGUUGGAUAUGAAUAAAGCACGUGCAGGGCCGAGUGAGGAGCUAGACGCUCUGCUCCCUGCCUUCUUUGAGAAGGUCAUUCCUCGACUGCCGAGACCUUUGGAGGCAAAUAUCAGACCAAGUCUAGUUCAUGGAGAUUUGUGGUAUGGAAAUGCUGGUGUCAAUACUCUCGAAGACAAAGCUGUAAUAUUCGAUCCUGGAUGCUUCUAUGCUCACAACGAAUAUGAACUAGGUAACUGGCGAGCAAAGCGUAAUAAGUUCUCAAAGGCAUAUUUUGAUGCUUAUCAUGCCUAUAUUCCAAAGGCUUCGCCUCAAGAAGACUAUCAAGAUUGCAUUGUUCUGUACUCUCUACGCUUUAAUCUGCAUGCUGCAAGUCUUUUCCCUACAGUCCUAGGACAUCGAGAGUCGCGAAAUUAUACAAGAUAUGAAGUAUUUGGUAGAGAAAUCCCUGAAGGAUUGUCAUCUGGUUUCGAAGCUUGA
Molecule: messenger RNA, 990 nt
Organism: Botrytis byssoidea
Lineage: Eukaryota; Fungi; Ascomycota; Leotiomycetes; Helotiales; Sclerotiniaceae
Exons: 6
Coding region: 1-990 (329 amino acids)
Source: RefSeq, a predicted model, not a curated record